AUGAUAUCAGCUCAUACUUGGGUACUUCUCAUCAAUGACAAUAAUUUAAAACAAUUAGAUGAUCAACUGCAGUGCUUAGCACCUCAAGUGGGAUUGGACGAGGAGGUCAAAAGGCGCUUCAGAGAGGAUUUGGACGAGGUUGUGCGUGGUAUCUCGGUCACCGAGCAACUUUUCACAAGAGGAGAUUUCAAUGGUCACACCGGGACAAUUUCUGGGUCUUGUGACGACGUGCAUGGCAGCUUCGAUUUUGGAGUUAGAAACGAUGGAGGAACUUCGCUCUUGGAUUUUACCGAAACUUUUGAUUUGGUAAUAACUAACUCGAGUUUUCAGAAGAAGGAGGAUCACUUGGUCACCUUCCAGAGUACGGCGGCCAAGAUUCAAAUUAUUUACCUGUUGUUCAGGAAGCAUGACAGAGGUCUAUGCUCAGAUUGCACGGUUAUCCCGAGUGAGAACCUCACGACCUAUCAUUGGCUCUUGGUAAUGGACUUAGAAAUCAAGUAA
Nicotiana attenuata is the source of this 501-nucleotide messenger RNA. RefSeq lists its product as uncharacterized. The coding region runs from base 1 to 501 and encodes 166 amino acids. The record is from RefSeq and is a predicted model, not a curated record. NCBI's taxonomy places the organism in Eukaryota, Viridiplantae, Streptophyta, Magnoliopsida, Solanales, Solanaceae. Gene Ontology annotation, cellular component: nucleus. Gene Ontology annotation, biological process: chromatin remodeling. The transcript is spliced from 2 exons.